Aspergillus affinis is the source of this 1446-nucleotide messenger RNA. RefSeq names its product putative pantothenate transporter. Gene Ontology annotation, cellular component: membrane. NCBI's taxonomy places the organism in Eukaryota, Fungi, Ascomycota, Eurotiomycetes, Eurotiales, Aspergillaceae. Bases 1 to 1446 code for a protein of 481 amino acids. The record is from RefSeq and is a predicted model, not a curated record. Gene Ontology annotation, molecular function: transmembrane transporter activity. The transcript has 5 exons. Gene Ontology annotation, biological process: transmembrane transport.
AUGGAUCAAUCAAAAGAGCUCAGCACUAAUACCCAUGAGUUAUCGGCGGAGGUGCCCACGCACGAAGGGCCAUGGAUCCGAUUCUUGACUUUCGUGCGAUGGUAUCCAACUGAUAUGACUUAUUUGGAAAAACGAUUGGUGAUGAAACUCGACCUUCUAAUCUUAACAUUUGGAUGUUUGUCUUUCUUCACAAAGUAUCUUGAUCAACAGGCCAUCACCAACGCUUAUGUGUCUGGAAUGAAAGAGGAUCUCGGACUCCAGGGAAAUGAAAUCAAUUAUAUCACCACCGCAUUCUGGGUAGCGUACUGCGUAUCCAUGAUUCCGGCAUGCUAUUUCCUUACUCGGAGUCCGAUCAAUAUUAUUCUGCCAACGCUCGAGGCAGGAUGGGGACUGUUUACUUUUGGCUGCGCGUGGGCUCAAAACCUAACGACAAUCUACGCAAUGAGAGUCCUUAUCGGUAUUUGCGAGUCCUGCUCCUUUACUGGUGUUAUAUACGUGAUUGGAUCGUGGUACAAACCUCAGGAGAUUGGGAGACGGGUCUCCUUGUUCUUCAUCGCCUCACCCCUGGGGACUAUGUUCGCUGGGUAUCUACAAGCGGCGGCGUAUACUAAUUUAAACAACACGCAUGGCUUAGCUGGGUGGAGAUGGCUAUUUAUUGUUUGCACCGUUAUCACCAUACCCAUAUGCAUUCUAGGUUAUGUCGCCUUCCUCGAUGUUCCUCACCGCGCAAAACCACGCUUCCUCACAGAGAAAGAGCACGAGCUAGCCAAUUCUCGUCUCGUUGGUCUUACAGCUCCCAGUCAACUUACUGUUUCAGUCGAUCUUUUCAAAAGAGUACUCGGUCGCUGGCACUGGUAUGUAUUUGUUGCGCAGUGGAUUCUAGUCGACCAAAAUUUUCUCGCUUCGUCGACUCCAUUCAACCUUUAUCUGAAAGCUAAGCCGGAGAUCUAUUCCGUCUCGAGGGUGAACACUUUACCGACUAUCGCGACGGCCGUUUCAAUUGUCGCUGCUUUAAUCGCCGGUACUGUUGCCGACAAGACGAGAAACAUUUGGCUCCUUUGUAUUGUUGUCUCGCUGCCGGUGAUGUUGGGUCUAAUCUUGCUGGUUGUCUGGGAUGUUGGGGAAGCUGGGCGCCUUGCGGGUUUUAUUCUCACUGGUGCCGAGGGUGCAAUGAGUCCACUUACUAUGAGCUGGGCGACCCUAACCAUGGCCAAUGAUGCCGAGGAACGCGCCAUUGUAACGGCUAGUAUGAACGCAAUCGGUCAGGCCAUGUCUGCUUGGACGCAGCUACUUCAGUAUCCUGCAGUAGAGGCACCGAACUUUCGCAGGGGAUUUAUUUCGAAUUUAGCGACGACCGUGGCGCAAUUGGGUGUAGUGGCGGUUAUCGCAGUACUUACUCGGCAUGAUCGACGGCACAAGGGAAGGCAGGUGUUUGAGACUAGCUAG